AUGAAAAAUAUUUAUGAUGCCUCAACUUCUUGCGUUAGAACGACUGUUGGAGACUCUAAACUUUUUCGGGUUGAAAUUGGAUUGUAUCAAGGAUCUGCUCUAAGUACAUUUUUAUUCAUUAUUAUUAUGGACACAAUGGCGGGAGAUAUCCAAAAGCCAUCUCCUUGGUGUAUGCUAUAUGCCGAUGAUAUAGUACUAUGCGAAGAGACAAAGGAGAAAGUAUUCGAAGAAGCCGAAAAGUGGUCAAAGCGCUUAGCUGGAUAUGGUUUAAAGUUCAACAAUCGAAAGACUGUAUAUAUGGAGAUGAACGUUACAGGUACCCCAUCGCUGGAUGACCAAUUAAAGUAUCGAAAAGUUAACAGGUUUACAUACCUCGGCUCGAUACUACAGCACGAGGGAGGUUGCGAAAAAGAAGUCAAUGCACGGAUCCAAAAAGGAUGGCAUAAAUGGCGACGUAUAUCCGGUGUAAUGUGCGACAAGAGAUGCCAAUAUGGUUGA
This is a messenger RNA of Gordionus sp. m RMFG-2023, 498 nucleotides long. RefSeq lists its product as uncharacterized. The record is from RefSeq and is a predicted model, not a curated record. Lineage: Eukaryota; Metazoa; Nematomorpha; Gordioida; Chordodea; Parachordodidae. The transcript has a single exon. Bases 1 to 498 code for a protein of 165 amino acids.